Zingiber officinale is the source of this 1050-nucleotide messenger RNA. RefSeq lists its product as uncharacterized. NCBI's taxonomy places the organism in Eukaryota, Viridiplantae, Streptophyta, Magnoliopsida, Zingiberales, Zingiberaceae. The record is from RefSeq and is a predicted model, not a curated record. The coding region runs from base 360 to 770 and encodes 136 amino acids. The transcript has a single exon.
GCAGCAAACUUGGCUCUGUUUACUCGGAAAGAACAGAAAUGCGACGGAGGGAAAGAGGAUGGCGUCCUCUAGGCUCUGUCCACUUGCCCCUUGUUUAUUUAGAUGGAUACAAAUAUUCAAUUAAAAUCUAAAAAUAAGAAAAUAUGUAUUUUAGGGAGAAAAAUAAGAAAAUAUAUAUUUUUUUUAGUGAAAAGCUCAAUUAAGGGGGAUUUCCCAAUAUGAAUACUUCAAGACCGGCCAAUUAGUGGCUCGCCUUAUUUUUAGUUAAAAUUGCUCAUAAUUGAGCCAGUUUAGUGGAUGCCGUAAUAUAACGUGGAUGCGCCGAGGAAUUUAAUCGCACUGUUUGCGAAUUAAUUAGAAUGGAUUAUCAUCUCCGCUCCUCCCUCUCGCCGCCGCCGACUGCGAAAGUGAAGCACCACCACCGCCAUUCUCUCACCUCAUGCUUUCGAUUCGCCUCCUGCGACGGUGGAGAGCCGGUGGAAUCCCCCCGUCAUUCACGGACAUUCCAUCCCAAGGUGCAUUUCUGCUUCGGCGGGGGAAAGCACCGGCGGCGCCACUCGUCCGGGUUCAGGUACGAUGCCCUCAGCUAUGCUCUCAAUUUCGACGAGGGCUCCGACGAUGAUUCCCCCACCGGCGAUGAACUCCUCCGGAUCCGCAGCCACUCGUCCAGGCCCCAGGCAUUGUCGCCGCGCGACGGCCUUGACGGGUUUGAUGACCAAUCCAGGAUCCGUGGAAAUGUGAACAAGGAUGUGCCCCUCCGUCUCUCCUAAUUCCUGCAUUUUCCGGUCUGAAUUUUUUACCACAAUAACUUUGAAUUAAUAUGCUCAUAGUACGGAGCGUUCGGAUCUGCCUUCUACUCUUCCCCAUUUCUCCCUGUUUCCAUCAUAAACUACAUUAGGCUGUAAAUGAAGAUAUUAGAUAUAUAUAAGAAAAUUUGACUCAUUAUGCAUGUCCUCAUUUGAGUAAGUUCUUUCUAAGAACAAGAUUCAUUUGCAUGAAAAGGGAAAACCAUUUGCUAGGUAUAAAUAAAUUUCUACCACUCACAUAUAA